UCAUCACGGGACGCAGAGAUAAGGGAAUCUUGGAAUGUUCUGUGAUUAGGGAAUUAUCUUGUCUUCUUGAUAGUGCUGAUUUGGAUGAGGGAGUUGAUAAGUAGGCAGGGCUAUGGGAGGGCAGAGGAUGGGUGAGGUUGCCAUCCUGUAUUUAAGGGCUACACACACUUGGCACAUUGCAUCUUGGCCAACUAUCUUCCAGGACCAAAAAUGGCUCCAUUGCCUGAAACAGAAAACCAUCUCUAUAAAACACAAGAACUUAGUGAUGUCCCUAAACAGCUCCCACUCUCUACUAGUAAUGCGGCUAAUCCUACUGAAAAUAAUACACCUGACACAGAAAGUCUGCCCCCAGCCUACUCCACUCUCUCCUUAUGCAAUAACACAACAGAAGAAGAUGAGGUGGAUCCUUGGGACAUGCCAGAACUCAAGAGCACAGGACCAAAGUGGUCAGAGAUGAACACAAAGCAGCGGAUUCUGUCAGUGCUGAAGGGAAUAGCAAAACUCAUCAUGCUGCUGGGAUUGCUGUACUUUUUUGUUUGCUCCCUGGACAUCUUGAGCUCGGCCUUCCAGUUAGUAGGAGGAAAGGCUGCAGGAGAUAUAUUUAAGAACCACUCUGUGUUGACCAAUCCGGUGGCUGGCUUGGUUAUUGGCGUCCUUGUGACAGUCUUGGUACAAAGCUCAAGCACAUCCACGUCUAUUGUGGUCAGCAUGGUAUCCUCAGGCAUUUUAACAGUCAGAACUGCUAUCCCUAUCAUUAUGGGGGCCAACAUUGGUACAUCUGUGACAAAUACAAUUGUGGCUUUGAUGCAGUCUGGCGAUCGGAAUGAAUUUAGAAGGGCAUUUGCCGGGGCCACUGUUCACGAUUUCUUUAACUGGUUAUCGGUGCUUGUUCUGUUACCAAUUGAAGCAGCAUCUGGCUAUUUAUUUCAUCUCACCAACGUCAUAGUUGAAUCUUUCAAUAUACAGACUGGAGAGGAUGCACCAGACAUGCUUAAAGUUAUCACAGAGCCACUAACAAAACUAAUCAUUCAGCUUGAUAAAAAUGUUAUACAAGAUAUUGCAAAUGGAUUGGAAACAGCAAGAAACCAAAGCUUGAUAAAGAAGAUGUGCAGCACAGCUGAUAAGGAUCUGGUAAAUAUAACGUUGUCUGGAAAUGAAACUUGCCCACCUUCUAGCCUGUGCUGGACCAAUGAAUAUAACCAAACAGUAACUCAGACAUAUAUAUCUAUAAAAGCGCCUUGCAACCAUAUAUUUGCAACCACUGGUCUCCCAGAUCUGGCUGUCGGACUUAUACUUCUGGCAUUAUCACUAUUUGUGCUGUGCGUCUGUCUGAUUCUGAUUGUCAAGCUGCUGAACUCCAUGCUGCAAGGACAAGUUUCCGUUAUUAUCAAGAAGGUCAUCAACACUGAUUUCCCCUUUCCUUUCUCCUGGUUAACUGGAUACCUGGCAAUGUUAGUUGGUGCUGGAAUGACAUUUAUAGUGCAGAGCAGUUCUGUUUUUACGUCUGCUAUGACACCGCUUAUUGGUAUUGGGGUGAUUAGUAUUGAACGAGCCUACCCACUGACGCUUGGAUCGAACAUUGGCACAACAGCAACAGCCUUACUUGCUGCAUUAGCAAGUCCUGGGGAAAGAUUAAAAUACUCUGUUCAGAUUGCAUUAUGCCAUUUAUUCUUCAAUAUUUCUGGAAUCCUUGUUUGGUAUCCCAUUCCAUUUAUGCGCAUUCCAAUUCGACUGGCUAAGGGGCUUGGGAACAAGACAGCAAAAUACCGUUGGUUUGCAAUUGUAUACUUGAUUUUUGCCUUUUUCAUUAUUCCUUUGACAGUAUUUGGUUUAUCAGUUGCUGGCUGGCAGGCCCUUGUAGGAGUUGCUGUUCCAGUUGUGUUUGUUAUUAUUGUUGUAAUCAUCAUCAGCGUACUGCAGUCAAAAUGCCCCAGAAUACUACCAGACUUUCUAAAAUCCUGGGACUUCCUUCCAAAAUGGAUGCACUCUUUAAAGCCUUGGGACGCAGGAAUCUCAUGGGUCAGUCUGUUUUGUGGACGAUAUGUCUGCUGCUGCUGUAAAAAAUGCAAAUGCUGUAAGUGUAAGUGUUGCCGUAAUUUGGAUGAUGAAGAAACUUCUGUGGACUCUAAACCCGAACCACUGGAAGGCCACGAUAAUUUUGUUGAUAUUACAGAUGAGAUUAAAAUGCCUACACAGGAUGAGAAGUCACAAAACCUUACAGCAUUGUAAAUGAAGACAGUUGAAAGCUGAUGUCAUUGCAAAAAGAACUGACAUUGUUAUAUGUCCAAUAGUAUUUAUGAACACUUUAAAAAUUGUGUCUAGUUGUGUGACUAAACAAUAUCCAAAGAGCAAUAAUGAAACUUUUGAGGUAAAAUUCUUGAGAUUUGGGGAAUAUAAUCAUGACAUCUACUGUAGCUUUUAUAAAAGUGACUAUAUAUACCAGCGCUCUGUUCCUGAGGAAAACACCUAAAUGUCACAUUAGUAUUGAAAAAAAAUUCAAUGCAAUAGUGCAAUAAAUACAUACAAAACAGUAUAUAAACAAAAAAAAAAAACUGUGAAUAUACAACACCAUGACUAUGAACCCAUAUACAUACAGGUUAACCAAAGUUUCUGCUCCCUGGUAUGAAAGUAUCUUUAAAAGGAAUAUACUGUAUAAUAUCUUAAAAAACAGAAAGGUAACAUAACUCUGCUGUACAGUUGAUAUAUAGGGAGUUUCUGCUAUGAAAUGCCUCACAUGUAGGGGAACUUCACUAACUCCAAAUUUAGUGCAAUAUAUUGUAACCAUAAUGUCCAGGCUAAAUUUUCUUCCAUAUCUUUAUGUUUGUGUACAUAUUAUAAUAUGAGGUGUAUAUGUUCAAUUAAUAUAUCUAUAUAUUUUUAUUUAUUUUCUCUACUAUGAAGCAUAUAUUACCCAUCACAUGAUGAACACUCUUUAGCCUUUCGUUUACCUACAGUGAUUCGUAUAGUUUAGCUUGCAAUGUACUGAUAAAAGGGUAGGGUGUGUAAACAUUACACUAAUAAAAUAUUAUAGUACUUUUCCUUCAAAUACAUCAAGUGCAAUGUGCAUUAUCAUUUCCAGCUUGUUGCAUUCUAAUGAGAUUAAAAUAUGGCAAUCAAAUAAAUGACCUUUCAGAUACAAAAUAUUAAUGUCCUGUAACAAGGCUAGAAUUUUAUAUGCUGAUAGUAUACCUUAAAUAAUGCAAAAAUUAAAUUCUCCUCUUUGUUAUAAGCAUGUCAAUUUUGCAUUAGAGUCCCUUACUAAAUAUGUGUUUAACUUACCCAAAUGUGUUUACAAUAUAACUUAAAGGGAUAUUAAACAGUUUGUUUAAUUAUUUUAAUAAAAUAAAGCACCAAGCAGUGCGUUUUAUACUUAAUAGAAAUCAUUAUGUAUUAGUCAUCACUAUGUGCAGCGUACUUUACUUCCUGUCACAGCACUGCAAGGAGGAGGGAGCCUCUGCAGGAAGGCAGAUUAGCACUAAGGGGUAGAUUUAUCAAUGUACGGGCGGACAGGAUCUGCUGUAACGGAUGAAGUCUGCCACACAUCGAUAAAUGCUGACAGCAUACGCCGCUAGCAGGGGGUGUUAAUCAACCCGAUCGUAUCCAAUUGGGCUGAUUGCUGUCCGCCACCUCAGAGGUGGAGGACGAGUUAAGGAGCAGCGGUCUUAUGACCGCUGCUUCUUAACUUACAUUUCCGGCGAGCCAGAAAGUACAGGGGUAGAUAGCCGCAUCCACUGAUUGGUAAAUCUACCCCUUAGUAUUUUGAAGUUUUGCUAGGAGAGUCCUCCCUGUUAGCUGCAAUUAGUUUAUUGCCCAUGUUCAGUAUAGGACUUUUGCUGCAAAAAUCACAUGACCUCAAAUAUAAAGGGACAUUGUACACUAGAUUUAGUUUUGCAUAAAUGUUUUGUAGAUGAUCCAUUUAUAUAGCCCAUCUGGUAGUGUUUUUGUAACAAAUUAUAGUUUUUCUUAUUUUUUAAUACCAUUGUGCUGAUUUUCAGACUCCUAACCAAGCCCAAAAGUUUUAGAUGUAUACUGAUGUCUACAGAUUUCUGCGGCUCCUGUUUGUAUAAUCUGUCUUUUCAUAUGCAGGGGAAGGGGGGCAAGUGUCUGCUGUUCCCUUUUGCUAAACUGGGAACUUCUAAGUAAGUCUUUAAAAGGUUUUAUAGAUCAGUAUCUGAGCAUAUUCUUCUUUAUAGUAGUGUCUAUCACAUGCAGUAAUAGAAAAUGUGGUGUAUACUGUCGCUUUAAGUUGUGUAAUGGUGGCAACCAUAUCUAGCAGUGAGCAGGGCUACACUGAGAAUUUCUAAGUGCUCAUUUAGAAAGAAAGCAAAAAAAGAUGUUUGAUAUUUUGAUUUAACAUAUUUCUUUUUACACAAAGAGCACUGUUUAAUAUCCCUUUAAGUCACAACUUAGUAAAAGUGCUGAGCAUGACACUGCUGGUGAGCCAAUUAGAAGCGGCAUACACAUGUAGCCACCAAUCACUAGCAGCUGAUUUUUUUUACCCUUUACAUGAGUUAAACACAUAUUUAGCAAGGGACACUUUAAGUUUGCAUUACAAUGUUUUUUUAAAGAGAUAUAUCCACUAUUACACAAUGUGCACUUAAAAAUUAUAGGGAGAGGAAUACAGCAUUAAUAAGUGAUAAUUUAGGCACAACCAGCACAACUCUCUUCAGAACUAUGUUUCUUAUAUAAGGAAGCAAUUUCAUUAAACCAAAUACUUUAUUUGCAAUGAUGUCUACCACUGCUGUUUUAGACAUAGCACAUCUAUUGCUGUUUUUCUAAAAUUGUUGUAACUAUGUUGUGAAAUGUAAAUACUCUGUAUAGUGUACUGUGUACACCUCUUUACUGUAAUAUAAUUAAUGUUAUGAAUGUUGUGUAAAUAUAUUAACAAAGCAAAUUAAGCAUUUGCAGGUAAGCUGACAGUUUUUUUUUUAUUGAACUCUCUAUACAUAUAUUAAUAUUUUACAUUGUUGUAGCCUCUGUUUUUUUUACAAACUGAAAAUGUCUAAUUAUCUGGCAAACCAAAAUAAAAAAUAUUCUCAAA
Molecule: messenger RNA, 5041 nt
Organism: Bombina bombina (fire-bellied toad)
Lineage: Eukaryota; Metazoa; Chordata; Amphibia; Anura; Bombinatoridae
Gene: SLC34A2
Product: solute carrier family 34 member 2
Exons: 13
Coding region: 211-2229 (672 amino acids)
Biological process (GO): intracellular phosphate ion homeostasis; sodium-dependent phosphate transport
Cellular component (GO): apical plasma membrane; vesicle; brush border
Molecular function (GO): sodium:phosphate symporter activity
Source: RefSeq, a predicted model, not a curated record